Boeremia exigua is the source of this 1253-nucleotide messenger RNA. RefSeq lists its product as uncharacterized. The record is from RefSeq and is a predicted model, not a curated record. NCBI's taxonomy places the organism in Eukaryota, Fungi, Ascomycota, Dothideomycetes, Pleosporales, Didymellaceae. Bases 227 to 1132 code for a protein of 301 amino acids. The transcript is spliced from 2 exons.
GUCCUCGCACACCACAGCAUCCCGAGCGCCGUCCACCCACCACACCGGCGAGCCCGCGCCCCACCACCCGCCGAGCCUCACUGCUUACCCAUCCCCCCGCCGCACCACAAAACGCCGCCUCCCAACACUCCUCCUGACCCAGUGCCGUAAACCUAGUCCUCCCGACGCCGGAUUUUUCCAGACCCCUUCCAAACCCUUCUAGCGCCCCCGUCGCACCCGCCACGCCAUGGAGCGCGCCACACCGGCGAUGCAUCCCGUGCAGCGCGCGCCGGCACCCUGGACACUGGGCGCCGAAAGCUAUCUGCUGUUUCUGAAGCUGGGCGGUUUGCCGGCGGGGGUGUAUGAUGCGCUUGAGGCGGGCUGGAAGGAUGAGGGUCUGGGACGGUUUGAGGGCGGGCUGGGCGGAGUGAUGAUUGUGCGGUACACGGAUACGCCUGUUGGCCCGUACGAUGAACUAAUGCUCAUACCUGGCAACUUCAGCGUGCCACACCCUUCAUCUGGCCCACCCAAGAUCCCCAAGAAGGCCUUGCGAAUUGCUCGUAUCUACGUCUCCCAGCGCACCACGACGUAUAACGGGCGUCUAAACUGGAACAUCCCCAAGCACCUUGCUCGAUUCUCCUUCUCUGCACCUGUCACACCAGCCGCUGCCGCGCCGCCGCAAGACCUCACUGUCAAGGUCUUUGCACCCGGUACGCAGGACGGUGACGGAGUAUCACCGUUCUUCGCGUGCAAGCUCACGCCGUGGCGCUGGGUUCCUGCCAUCCCCUUCAAUAUGAGCUGGGCGCCUGUCAGCAUGGUGCACGUCCAGCCUCCGAUCCCAGAACCAGCAGGGCGCUCCAGGGCUGCUGCUGCAGAGCUUGAAGACCGGGAGAGCGGGGUGCAGAUCGAUCCGUACGACAUCAGUCCGAAGAACGAGGUUGCGGUGGCUGUCGGGACGGACAGGUGGUGUGCGUUUGAUAUUGGUGGGAAGGUGCAGAGAGCGAGGGGUUGCUGGGUCGAGGUCUUGGGAGCGGCUGGGGAAAAUAUCGAGGGGGAUAGGUACUGGCCUAGGGGGGUCAAGCCAUGGAGCUUUGGUGGGUGGUUGGAGGAUGCGGUGCUGGAGAUUGAGGAGCCGCUGGAGUGGAAGCUCUAGUUGCGUACCUUGAGCUCAUUUUCUGUCAUUGCGGCCUGUUGUCACGCUGAAAUUGAUCACAUCCAAGGCGCGGGAAUUGUAAAGUGAAGGAGACGGUGUCGUCCAAUUCCACGUCUGCCAU